This is a messenger RNA of Candida tropicalis MYA-3404, 732 nucleotides long. RefSeq lists its product as uncharacterized. The transcript has a single exon. NCBI's taxonomy places the organism in Eukaryota, Fungi, Ascomycota, Pichiomycetes, Serinales, Debaryomycetaceae. Bases 1 to 732 code for a protein of 243 amino acids. The record is from RefSeq and is a predicted model, not a curated record.
AUGAAGUCAAGACUAAUUAAACCAAUAACUAGAAGACCACUACUACCAUCAACAAUAUCAACAUAUUUUAAAAAUUCAAUAGGAUUUUCAUUUAGAUUAACACCAACUCCAACAAAUCCAGAAGAUUUAAAUUUCAUUUAUGAUGAAUUAAAUAAACUUGCUCCUAUUGAUAUUUUUAAAACUUUACAUAAUGAAAAACAUGGAUUUUUCGUUAAUUUAAUAUUUAAUCCAUGUCGUGAAGAAAGUUGGUAUGGAAUGAUUGGAAAUUCACAAGAUCAAACACAAGAAGAACAAGAACUACUACUACGAUCAAGUUUGGGAUAUCCUGGUAAAGGAAAUGUUAUUUAUGAUUCAUUACCAUUAGAAAUUGAACCUGAAUUUGUUCAACUGAUUAAAAAUAAAUUAAUUAAUGAUAAAUUAUCUAAAAUUAUAGCUAUUCCAAGAUAUGAAUUUAUAAAGAAUAAUAAAGAUUAUUUUAAUGAUAAAUUACUGAUUUAUUUUUCACAUAAUUUAAAAACACCAAAUUUUAGAAAAAGAUAUAAAUUGAAUUCUUCAAUUGGUUCAAAUUCUUUAAUUUAUAUUGAUAUUAAUCAAGGUGAAGAAGAUGUUGUUGAUAUUGAGAAAUUAAGAAAUGAAAUUAGACAUAACUUUACUAAAUUUUAUAAAUUUGAUAAAAUUGAAAUUUUAAAUGAUAAUGUUUAUAGAUUAUUAAAUAAAAAUAUAUUUAAAUGA